Messenger RNA from Cucurbitaria berberidis CBS 394.84, 1467 nucleotides. RefSeq lists its product as uncharacterized. NCBI's taxonomy places the organism in Eukaryota, Fungi, Ascomycota, Dothideomycetes, Pleosporales, Cucurbitariaceae. The record is from RefSeq and is a predicted model, not a curated record. The coding region runs from base 1 to 1467 and encodes 488 amino acids. The transcript has 5 exons.
AUGCCUACGAGCCCUCUUACUUUUGUGUCACAAACCUGCGCGUUCUCAGUUGGAACUUCACAAUCGUGGACAAACGGACGCUGCAGCCACGAUUAUCGUCUCAACAAGGCCAUCGCUCACGAACUCGAUACAGACAAGGACAUCGCCAGUUACCGGCUCAUAUGUCAAGCCACGAACGAUGCGAUCGACGCUGAUAACAAGUCCUUCUGGCGUGCGAAGUUCCGCGAGAAGUUUGCGCUAAAGGAGGGCUCGUCCAACUCCUCGCUUCAGGGUUUAUAUCAGAAUCGGGCGAAGCAACUUCGACGGGGUACUGGAUACGGAUUCUUCCGUGGUCAUAAGAAGCGAGAAUUAGAUGUCAUAGAAGUUCUGCGCGAUCUCAUCAUCGAGACAUUCCAAGGUCCUUUCGAGAUCGACGAGUAUGAUCGGCCGUUCUGCAAGAACCAAACUUGUCUGAUUAACUUUGUCCUCAACUCCAAGAUCCUUCUCAACAAUCGACGCGCGCCACAACCCUCCCGAGGCGAGCCAGCUCAUGUCAACCCCAUGCUGGCUGCCAUCAAGCUAAUGUGUUCUCACUUCCUCUUCGAGUUAGAGGGGGCAAAGCACGAUGUCUUCGCGAUUGAGGAGUCGCAGCGUGCAGUUUACCUCUCGACCAACGCCGCUCCCAUGUACCAAGGCCUCAAUCUCACAGACGUGAACAUGGAGUGGGUGCUUCAUUGCUUGAAUUUCUUCCGCCAUCAUAUGAUGAAUGAGGAGGUCGACACGCUGUUCGAGAAUAUGAACGCGUUAUCGGUGACACAGAAGCCUUCCGCGUGGCGAGAGCCUCUUCGACGAGGUGCAUAUCCAUUAGGGAAGCACUGGAAGGGUACUUAUGCCUACUUGGAUGCUAAAGAGGUUGUAAAGAUUCGAAAGCUGCACCCAGAUCAGGUUGGUGCCGAGUUCUUCGUCGACAAGAACGUCGAAGAGGGCAAGAUACAGUCUCUCGAGCUUGAUUUUGUGCAAGACGGACAUCGGCUGAGAUGGCCAACGGUUUUCGAGGACCGCCUGCGUUCGUUAAGAGACACUACCACACCUCCCGUCAAAACACAAGGCCGAAGCAAACCUAAGAUGGUUACUGAAGAUCCGAAGCUCAAGAAUAUUCAAUUCGUGGGCCAUGGUAAUGACCUUGACGACGAUUUCAACGCUAUUGGCUGGCUGAACCCACUUCCUCCCCAGGCUGGUAUUCCGGGCUGGCAACGUAUUACGUUCAUGAAACACUUCAUGGACGAUUUUGACCAGGUCGAUCGCGACAACCUCUGGGCAUACGAAGGUGUGGUCUUGCCCGGUGGCCGGAUCAUUCUAGGUCGAUGGUGGUUUGCUUCCGACCCGGUUGAUUUCAACAACGACUAUAACGGACCCUUUAUUCUCUGGGCUGUCGAUCCUGAACCCGAGCUCACAGACGAUAGCGAAGAUGAAGAGGUCUCUUGCUAG